UCACAAGUCACGACACCACGCCAUUGUUAGCUGUCCUCUCGUUUUAAUAUUCGUUCCCCUUCCUCCUCUCCUGUUCUUCUCUUCCACCCACCCGAGCUUUAGAGAGGGAGAGAGAGAGAGAGAGAGAAUAUUUGGGUAUAUUUCGAAGGAAGAACAUAUUUUGCAUCAUUUCAGUUUGGCAUUUGAUUGGGGAGUUUUUUUUUUAAUUUUAUUUCCUCUUUAAUUUUUUUUUUCGAGGGGGGGUGGAAUUCGGGUCCUGAUUUUUCCCGUAAAGUUUUAGGACUGUGUGUUGUCACCAUUUGACUGAGGAAGGAGGAGGAGGAGGAGGAAGAGGAGGAGGAGGGAUCUGAGGAUUUUCCUCUCUCUUAUUACAUAAUAACAGUCCAAGGAAAUCUCUCGUAUCUCUCUGGUAAGCAAAAGGGUCGUCCCAAUCCCCACCCCCAGAAGAACUCCUCGGACAGGCAAUAAAAAGUCUCUGUCUUUGCCUCUUUGGGCUGUUUCUUGAUUCUGCAAACGACAGGGACAAGCCUCUGCCGCGCUGGGAGCUCCCUUCUGUCUCUUCCCCCCAACCAAACCAAACCAAACCAAGAAAGAUUUCCUUUGCUCCCACUUCCGGCUUUCCAAAUCGAGAAUUUGGGGAUUGAUAUCCGUGUCAUGUUCAGCUCAAACGCCUCUGAUUCGGGCUCCACCAGCAGAAAUCUCAGAUGGGCAUCUCAUCUCCAGUCUUUAGCUUAGAUCGUCAAUCAAAGAUCACUUCUUGAGAUCUAAUUCUCCAGGUCUGUGUGGUGUGGGCAUUAUUUGUUCCUUCUGAGGAGGUCAACAUUGCAUUACAUAAUAAAGGAGAAAAAAGAUGAUGAGGACCAAGGCUAGAAUGGGAGGAGGGCUCAAUGGAAGCUCCGGCGCCGGGUCGGGACGAGUCGAGUCAGGAGUGGAAGAGUGGGAGAUGAGACCCGGCGGAAUGCUGGUUCAGAAGAGGAACCCCGAUUCGGAUUGCCGCGCCGCUCCUCCUCCCCCGACGAUCCGGGUUAGGGUUAAGCACGGCUCGAUUUACCAUGAAAUCAGCAUCAGCUCUGCCGCCAGUUUUGGGGAUUUGAAGAAGAUGUUAACGGGGCCGACGGGUCUGCACCAUGAAGACCAGAAGCUGAUAUACAAGGACAAGGAGAGGGACUCCAAGGCAUUCCUCGACAUUGUUGGGGUCAAGGACCGGUCGAAGAUUGUGCUCGUUGAGGACGCCCUUAGCCGGGAGAGGCGGUUCCUCGAGAUGAGAAGGAACGCGAAGAUGGAGAAGGCAUCUAAAUCCAUCUCCGAGAUCAGCUUAGAAGUCGAUAGACUUGCAGGCCAGGUUUCAGCUAUGGAGUCGAUAAUCUCUCGGGGAGGAAAAGUCGCGGAAACGGAUGUGUUGACCUUAAUUGAAUUGCUGAUGAACCAGUUGCUUAAAUUGGAUGGCAUUAUUGCUGAUGGGGAUGUGAAACUGCAGAGGAAAAUGCAGGUGAGAAGAGUUCAGAAGUAUGUGGAGACUCUGGACAUGUUGAAGAUCAAGAACUCCACGCCCAGCAGCACUCAACAAGUUCACUCGAACGGGUCGAAGUCUGUCACAGCCCCACCCAAGCAAAGCAGGCAACUGAACGGUCACUCUCAGGCCCAGCAGCAGCAGCAGCCGCUGCCCAAACAGGCGUCCACCGAGCAGACGCCGAGGCACUCCACUUCCGGGACGGUCGUGACCACGCAAUGGGAGACCUUCGACUCCGCCCCUCCAUUGAUACCAGUCGACUCGACAAGCAGUAGCACGACGUCCACCCCGACAGUCGCCAACAAGAAUCCGGUCCAGCCCAAGUUCAACUGGGAAUUCUUCGAGUAAGAAUUAUUAGAGUUAUUAGAAAUACGAGAUUUUUUUUUCCUUUUUCUCUUUUUUUGGGUUUUGUGUGUGUGGAUGGUGCAAUUUGGGUGUGUGUUUGUUCAUCACAUUGCCUCCCCGUUUCGAUUUUUCUUGUGAUUCUUUCUUGUAUUUAGAUUUAUUAGCCGCCCCCACCCCCCCUUCUCCCCCAACUUUCAUAUGACAUUUACAAUUAUCUGAAAAAUAAAUUUGGGGGUUGCAUAAUUGUCGCUCUCCUACCAUUCAUCAA
Punica granatum (pomegranate) is the source of this 2123-nucleotide messenger RNA. Lineage: Eukaryota; Viridiplantae; Streptophyta; Magnoliopsida; Myrtales; Lythraceae. The record is from RefSeq and is a predicted model, not a curated record.